Biomphalaria glabrata is the source of this 3439-nucleotide messenger RNA. RefSeq lists its product as uncharacterized. NCBI's taxonomy places the organism in Eukaryota, Metazoa, Mollusca, Gastropoda, Planorbidae. The transcript has 9 exons. The record is from RefSeq and is a predicted model, not a curated record. Bases 492 to 1454 code for a protein of 320 amino acids.
CAUUGGUGUGUGGGACAUGAGAAGGUGCUGGUCCCCAAUCCACCCACACAAACUGGUCACAUGGCAUUUUGAAACAUUCAAAUCUACUUUCGCCGAGUGAGUGUUUUGUUGGUAUGGACUAUUUCAAGAGAACACCGGAGACGUGUAAGAUCAGAAGUUGGACUCUCCAUGGCGGAUUCAUUGAUUAAAAAAUCACGAAGCUGAAAACGUCAUACAGACCUGUAACGUGGCAACAAGCUAUUGGUCUAAACUGCCCACAGGUUGUGACGUUGCAGAUGAAAUGUUUUGGAGAAGGAACUCACCAAGAAUUACUUGAGACUUCUUUAUUUGUACACUAGACAUAACAACGGUGUUACGACAGUAGUCUUAUAAUAAUUAAUAUAAUGCCAAAAUAGUCGCCUAUGUACAUUUCGUGGUGUUAGAUACUUGAGGGAUGUUAUGAGAGAGCCUACUCACUGUUUAUAAACACUCUUUGUUGUUCAGCCUUCAGCAUGCCCACGCAUAUGGUCGAGUUGGACGAAGUGUUGCGACGUCACGCGUGGACUAUUCUUGUCAAGAGAUGUAACAUCAUUCGGCGUUUGUUUCUAGAUGAAGAAGAUUAUAAUUUUACUAUUGACUGGUCGAGUCUCAGUCUCAAACACAAACUCUACAGGUUUAGCCCGAAGUAUGCAGAAGGUACAUUGAUCGAGACAAGCUGUGGAAAUGUUGUUACAGGAUAUCAAUGGGUCUCACUCUGGUCAUGUGACUUUGAAAACAAGGCCAGCAGUAAACAGUCGCAUAUUUUCCGCGGAACACGCGACACGACCACCUGGGUUGAUGUCGACUUAGAUCAGUAUUUCACAGUCAAUAAAGAGGUUAGUGUGGAAGUCAAUCUACCGCCAAAUUUUAGUAAAUUUCGAGCCGGCCGAGACAACAGUCUAAGUCUGAAAAAGGUGAAAGGUCAAGUAUUCAAAGAAAUCCUCUCCUGGAAAGUCAAUUCUAGUGUUGAUGUUCAGCCCAACUGGCGAGCUAACGCCCAGCUGCUAGCUAAAGAGGAGUGCUCAGCUAUAGAGUUUGAAAUCAGAACCACUCUACAUAAUCCAAAAGGCGCUGUCACUGUUUCCUUUCUACGGAAGAGUGACGGAUCUGUAGCCCAUAUUGUAAACAUUGCCAACUUUGAGGAGGCUUUCAGACUGGUAGAGGAAGGCGGUGUUCUCAAACCAGAGGAAAAAGUGUGUGUCGAGUCAAUGACAGAGACGACCACCAAUCAAAGCGGCGACGUAGUGACCCAAUCUUACCCACAGCUCAUCACCAAGGGCACCUGCGUCUGCCUGAGCUGGUCCGACCAGAAAGUGGACAUCAAAACAUCACCUCUGUCCGUGGACGAACUGAGAGUGGACAGCAACCGAAACAGUGUCGAGCAGGGGGGCACAAAGUAUCAGGAAGAAGGAAACAUUGUGGUGCAAGCUUGUUGAACCAAUUGGCCCCAAUCCCAUUUCCAGUUUCAGCAUUUAGCGUUACAUGUUACAUACUAACCGCAUGACUAAAUGUAAACUUUUUUUUUAGGCAUACCAAUCAUUAACGUGUAACCUGAUAAUAUACAUUUAUUAUUAUUGCCACUGUAGCAAAUGUUUAUUUCUGAGCUAAUGAUAACUGAUGACGAAUCUGUCUCAAAUUUUAUCAUGCAAGAAGAAGUGGCCUUUCAACUUGUCAUGUUAUCUCCUACUCAGAUCCAUGUAUCAUCUACUUGUGGUGAUAUAGAGUGCUUAUCGCACGUGGAAUGAAUGAGCUCUUGAAUGUAGAAAAAGAUUUAGUCUUUCUGUUAAUUGUUUUAAAAUGUUUCGGAUGUUCCUUCAGAGUUGAAGAUAAUCUAGGCCUACUUCCUAGUCCAACCUCCCGCAGGUCGACGGGGGAAGUCAGCGGACAUUUGAUUGCUGUAGCUUUUUUAAAACAAUAUAUAAUUACUGAUUUAAUGUAUCAAAAUCUUUACUGGGGGAUCAUUAUAAUUAGUGAUUUGAUUAAGAUGUUACUCUUUUGCAAGGUAUGCAGUACAGAUAUAGUCACUGUGUCAAUGAAAUGCAUACAUGAUUGUUAACAUUCAAAUAUAAGCAACUAGUUUUGUGAGGAAUAAACAUCUUAAAGGGAAAUAAUUACCCACUAGAUCUCUAUUUGAACGGUAUACAAGUGUAAAAAGCGACAAAAGUUUUUAUACCAGAUAUAAACCUUAUAAAAUGGGUAUUGGUUAUUGUGCUGUAACGAGACUUAAAUCUCCACACCCUGCUGCUCGGUCAAUCAGGAUACCUAAAACUGAAUAAAACAUUAUUCUUUGGAAAUUCACUAUGUUUAUCAAGGGAAGCUACCUUCUUCUGUCUAUUCUAUUCAGUCUCUAUAGAGUUACUCUACCACCCGUCUCUAUUCUUAGCGUCUUUCUUGUAUAACCUUAGCAACUCUUCUGGUUUAUAUAGUCGUCAAAAAAAUACUUUUUAAGCAUUUCUACUAGCCUUAACAUGCCUUUUCUUUUCUGAGCGUUACAGAGGUCAGUGAUCUUCGCCACUUGAUAGUAACAUAGCUUCUAAUGUUUUAUUUGGGUUUGCAAUAAUUGAUAAAAGUAACAAAGGAUCUCUCUAGUAAAUCAACUUAAUAUGAUAACAAACAAAAUAUACUUUGAUAAAAACAACUACAAUUACCCUGGUUAGCUUGCUCCUGCGAUAGUUCUAUUCCAACAAUGAAACAGAAAACAAUGUUUUCUAUAAUUAAUAUCAUAUAGGAUGUUAGUUAAACCACACUAAAUGACCCAAGAAGUUAUUUGUGAUUGAUGGUUGUGACAUAUAGACCUUUGUGAUUGUCCAAAGUAGAAGAUUCUUUGAACUUUAGGUUAAUAGAAGUUUCCUUCCAUCAGCCUUUAUGAAACUUUGUUCUGUUUGGGAGGGAUCCAAGCGUAUGUAAAAUAGUUUCAUCCCUAUUACCGAUGGUUUGUGUCCCAAGUUUGUUGGACUAGAGGCGAGUCCGAAGGUCGAGCACCCCGGUAAACUCCCCCAUAAUCCCUUCUUUGUACCACAUCAGCCAGUGCUGGUGUCUUGGGGUGCGGUGUGUGGAGAGUAACAGGGUAGUUGGGGCUCUCUUCCAUCCCCGCCAGUGCGAUGGACUCGGUUCUAAGUUACCCCCAACGGGAGUUCUGUUUUCCUCCCUAAUCGUCUCCCCUAGCGACCGUUUCUACUGGGGCGCCACCUUCAGGCUGAGAAGAGUUCUAUCCCUACAAAUACCUUCAGUUGCAAAACCUGAAGACUUUUAUUUUCUAUGUAUAGACUUAAACAUAAAAUGAUAAACUAUACUGUUGCUUAUUGGACUCAUAAACAAAUGUCACACAUAGUCUGACGGAUUUUUAUUGUUGAUAUUUUGUAUCUAUAGGCAUGAUAUACUAUUUAUCUUCUUCUAAAUAAACUAGGUAACCUUUACUAUA